This is a messenger RNA of Limulus polyphemus (Atlantic horseshoe crab), 584 nucleotides long. Its product is annotated as frequenin-1-like. The transcript has 3 exons. Gene Ontology annotation, molecular function: calcium ion binding; calcium sensitive guanylate cyclase activator activity. The record is from RefSeq and is a predicted model, not a curated record. The annotation marks the transcript as partial. NCBI's taxonomy places the organism in Eukaryota, Metazoa, Arthropoda, Merostomata, Xiphosura, Limulidae.
GGGCCUUCAAGUUGUAUGACGUUGACGAUGACGGCUUUAUAACUCGUGAGGAAAUGUACAGCAUAGUCGAUGCCAUCUACCAAAUGUUGGGGUCGCAGGCAAGAGAAGAGGAUGAAGAGGAGUCUCCUAGACGACGAGUGGAUCGUAUCUUUGAACAGCUUGAUAAGAACAACGAUAACAGGCUAACGAUUGAAGAGUUCAAGGAAGGAUCCCGUCAUGAUCCCAAAAUUGUUCAAGCUCUUUCUCUGUACGCUCCUUAACCCUAAUGUGGCCUGUUUAACGUCAGAUACUCUGUCCAUGGUAUACUGAACUGUACAAUGUUUUAAGCACUGAAAAGUACUUCUCAUCGUGUAGUUGUUUGAAGUUACCUGAAAGAAUAUAUUCUAGAUAAACCUAUCAGCCUACAUUCACAUCAGCUAAAUCUAACAUACUACAUCUACUCCAACUAAAUCUAACAGUUUAAACCAACUUCGGUUAAACCUAACAGUCCACACCUCCCCAGUUACAUCUAACAUGUUGUACCUACCCCAGAUAUAUCUAACAUAUUACACCCAUCCCAGCCAAAUUUAACAAGUCAUAUCCAC